AUGUCCGAUCCCAAACUCGCGACCAAAGCCCCCGAGUCUGAUGCCAUGGAAGCCUCUGCUAUUUCGUCUGAAGACUCGAGAGUCCAGACUGGCCCUAGUAUGGGAGAGCAUUGCGUGACAGACCGACCCAAUCGAGACGAUCGUCAACCAUCAGGUGAGAUGACCAAGUUCGGCGACAUAGACGUCUAUGUCUCGAAACCGGGCGACUAUCCCAACUCGCCAGCAAAACUCCUUCUCCUCCUCACUCCAGGAACGGGUGUUCAUUCUGCGAACAAUCAGAUCCAAGCCGACAUCUUCGCCUCCAAAGGGUUUGUGGUGGUCAUGCCAGAUCAGUUCAAGGGCGAUGCUGCGCCAAACAGUAAAACCAUCCCGGCCGAAGAGCACCCGACCAUCCUGGAGCAGGUCAAGCUGCGAGCUGCCGAGACCGCCAAAUCUUUCCUCGUGGAUAUGUGGCUGGCGAGACAGACGCCGGAGAAAGUCAUGCCCCUACUGCUCAAAGUCAUUGAAACUGUCAAUGAUGAAUACGCUGACGCCGUCGCACACGGAGAAGGCAUCUACUCUGUAGGAUAUUGCUUCGGCGGGAAAUAUGUGCUCAUGUUGGCUGGGGAACAUCCAGAUACGGCUGCCAAAGGGCACGCAAAGAAAGAUGAAGAGGCGGGGAUGUGGGAGAAAGGCCCGCUCAUCAAAGCUGGCGCCGUGGCCCACGCAACGUUGGUGACGCGCGAGGAUCUGAAGGCUGUGAAGGCUCCUCUGACGAUGGUCUGUGUCGAGAACGACCCCUUAUUCCCUGAUGAGAUCCUCGAUGAGGGUCGAAAACAAUUUGCCACCAGUAAUAUCGAGCACGAGAUCAAAGUCUACUCAGCCGUGCCGCAUGCAGGCUUUGCGGUGUAUGGGGAUUAUGACUCGCCUGCCAUCAAAGAGGCCCAGACGGCUGCAUUCGAGCAGAUCCUCAAUUGGCUCGAGACACACUGA
Messenger RNA from Capronia coronata CBS 617.96, 972 nucleotides. RefSeq lists its product as uncharacterized. The transcript is spliced from 3 exons. Gene Ontology annotation, molecular function: hydrolase activity. NCBI's taxonomy places the organism in Eukaryota, Fungi, Ascomycota, Eurotiomycetes, Chaetothyriales, Herpotrichiellaceae. Bases 1 to 972 code for a protein of 323 amino acids. The record is from RefSeq and is a predicted model, not a curated record.